AAAUACGUCCUUGGUACGACAAGUGUAGUGUUUGAGAAAAUGUUUUACGGAGAGUUAGCCGAGAAAGAAUCGCGCAUUUGUAUUCCCGACGCAGACGAGGAUUGCUUCGAGGGGUUUUUACACUUUCUUUACGUAGAUGAUUGUGUGAUUACUGCACAGAAUGCGACAGGACUCUUGUAUUUAGCUAAAAAAUACUUCAUCCUGGCGUUGGUAGAAAAAUGUUGCAAGUUUCUAGAGGCGAACAUUGACCAAAAUAACGUUUUCGAAGUGCUGAAACUAGCGCAGAAAAUUGAAAGAAGAGAUUUGGAAGUAAAAUGCUGGCAUUUUGUUUCAGUAAGAACUACCGAAUGCCUUAACUCAGAGGGUUUCUGCGACAUUGAUCCCCAAAUACUGGUUGCCUUGUUAAAGAGAACGAGCUCUUUGCAUAUAACGGAUAUCGAGUUGUUUAAAGCUGUUGUGAAGUGGUCUGACAGCAAAUGCGCGGAGCAGGGUUUGGAUGUUAAAAAAGACAAGAGCGCAAGAAGACAAGUACUAGGGGAUAUCGUCUAUGACAUUCGUUUUCUGGCGAUGUCGUAUGACGAAAUUAUAAAUUCUGUUUCUUUUACUAAGGUUCUCACAAGCGAAGAGAUUGUGGGCAUUUUACAAAGACUCAAUGGACACGAAGUUCCUGGUCUGAAAUGGAAAUACCCCGUAGUGGAGCCCGAAUUAAUCACCAUAACGAGAUUCGAUGCGCAUGCGGAAAGCGACGUCGUUGAAGACUCUUGGUUUUACGUCAAAGACGAUAAGAUAAACGCUCUGACUUUCACUGUGAACGAAAGUGUUCGCCUUCAGGGCGUUCGCUUAUUUGGGGACUGUCGUGGCAGUAGUUACUCCGUAAAAUUCAAGGUGAAAGAAAAACAAUAUGAAACCAGGCACUAUGUUUCGAGACCAGACAAAGAUGGUGUCUGGGGUUGCGAUGUCAUGUUACCACAACCAAUUUCUUUGCAACCAGACGAAGAAGUCACGAUGACAGCAACGAUAGAAGGACCGGAGUCGUUCAAGGGAAGCAACGGUAAACUAACUGUGAACGUCGGUGACAUUGUUGUACAUUUUCAUGAUACACCUUCCGGUUCAAACCAUAACCACACCAGCAAAACUGAAGGUCAAUUUUACAAAAUUUUCCUUCUUAAAAUGUAG
This is a messenger RNA of Dendronephthya gigantea, 1176 nucleotides long. Its product is annotated as BTB/POZ domain-containing protein 6-like. Gene Ontology annotation, biological process: neurogenesis. Gene Ontology annotation, cellular component: cytosol. The transcript has a single exon. Gene Ontology annotation, molecular function: protein binding. The coding region runs from base 40 to 1176 and encodes 378 amino acids. NCBI's taxonomy places the organism in Eukaryota, Metazoa, Cnidaria, Anthozoa, Malacalcyonacea, Nephtheidae. The record is from RefSeq and is a predicted model, not a curated record.